AUGGUCAGAAAUCCUCAUGCUCAGAUUCAGCAACAGUUACCACACCCAUUCAGAAAUGUUCCAUUUUAUCUUGGCGCAUUUCGUUCUGUGCCUGUAAAAUACGUUGCUAUCACAACAACCAUUUUCAUCGUGGACGUUUCUGGACAUGUUUUGGAAGAUAUAGCUACAAAGUAUAAGACCUGUAUUCACAUCACUAGUGCAAACGAAGCAACAAGACGCGAAUUUAUUUCAUCCAUUCUUCAUGGCGUUGCUUCUUGCUAUGGUGGUGAAGUGAAGCCAUGGAAAAGGGCCAGUGGAUUGGGUUAUCAAGAUUGGAGAUACUUGGAGAUACGAUUAUCGUUGUUACCCAGGCUAAAAGAGAGAAUAUUAAGUAUUAACCAAGGUGUUGGUCAGAAUGCAAUUCAGUUACAAGCUUCGUCUCAGCGUGAUAAAAAGAAAAUGUAUGGUAUUGUUUCGACAGGGGUCGAUUGGGUCAUAAUUAAGUUAGUCACUACUGGUGAAUGCAAUGAUAAUGAUAAUGGGAAUGUCGACGUAUUAUUGAGUUCUCGAACACCAUUUACUUUUCCCAUUAACGAAUAA
Rhizophagus irregularis DAOM 181602=DAOM 197198 is the source of this 579-nucleotide messenger RNA. The record is from RefSeq and is a predicted model, not a curated record. Lineage: Eukaryota; Fungi; Glomeromycota; Glomeromycetes; Glomerales; Glomeraceae.